Molecule: messenger RNA, 1642 nt
Organism: Phalaenopsis equestris
Lineage: Eukaryota; Viridiplantae; Streptophyta; Magnoliopsida; Asparagales; Orchidaceae
Product: mitochondrial-processing peptidase subunit alpha-like
Exons: 11
Coding region: 29-1642 (537 amino acids)
Cellular component (GO): mitochondrion
Molecular function (GO): metal ion binding
Source: RefSeq, a predicted model, not a curated record
AGUUCAGCAACAUGUACCGAGGACCAACAUGUUUGCCUCUGCUGAGAGAUUUGCCAGCACAAGUGUUGCUAAAAGAUCACCAGGUGGUUUCUUUAGCUGGCUUACUGGUGCAAAAUCUAGCCAGGUUCCUCCCCUAGAUUUUCCACUUCCUGGCGUUAGACUUCCUCCCCCUCUUCCAGAUUAUGUUGAGCCAGGAAAUACAAGGAUCACAACUCUUCCAAAUGGAGUCAAAAUUGCUUCAGAAACAUCACCAAACCCGGCUGCUUCAAUAGGGCUGUACGUCGACUCUGGUUCAAUAUACGAAACACCAGAUUCUUUUGGGACUACACAGCUGUUGGAACGGAUGGCCUUCAAGAGCACAACUAACAGGAGCCAUCUGCGCAUUGUGCGAGAAGUAGAAGCUAUAGGUGGAAAUGUGAGUGCCUCAGCUUCUCGUGAACAGAUGGGAUAUACUUGCGAUGCUUUGAAAACAUAUGUGCCACAAAUGGUUGAGUUGCUCAUUGAUAGUGUGAGAAAUGCAGUUUUCCUUGAUUGGGAAGUUAAUGAACAGGUGAGUAAAUUGAAGGCAGAGACAGUUGAAGCUUCUAGCAAUCCACAAGCUUUGCUUUUGGAGGCUAUUCACUCAGCGGGAUAUAGUGGCGCUUUGGCGAUCCCUCUUAUAGCUUCUGAAUCUACCUUGAAUAAUUUAAAUGGUAGCAUUUUGGAGCAAUUUUUGGUUGAAAACUACACCGCUCCUAGAAUUGUACUUGCAGCAUCUGGUGUGGAACACGAGGAAUUGGUCAAAAUUGCUGAACCACUACUAUCCGAUCUUUCAAAAACAGCCCGUCCUGAGGAGCCAAAGUCUGUUUAUGUUGGUGGGGAAUAUCGACGCCAAGCAGAUGUUACAGUUGCACAUCUUGCUCUUGCUUUUGAAGUUCCUGGUGGUUGGCAUAAGGAAAAGGAUGUCAUGGCUGUCACAGUACUUCAGAUGCUUUUGGGAGGUGGUGGUUCUUUUUCUGCAGGAGGUCCUGGGAAGGGGAUGUAUUCUCGGCUGUAUCGAAAUGUCUUGAAUGAGUUUCAACAGAUCCAAUCAUUCUCGGCCUUUAACAGUAUUUACAACAAUAGUGGCAUUUUUGGAAUCCAUGCAACUACUGUAGAUUGGAGACAUGCUUACUAUAUGGAGUUGUUGCCAUAUAUGGAAAUGUAUUCAGUGAUAAAUAUGGAUAAUUUGAAGCCUAUUGGACUUACCAUGUUUUAUGUUGAGCCAAAAGAAGGCAACCUUUUACGAAUGCGAGUGUCAAAAGUUUCCUGCACUCCUUUCCUUCAGCUGUUAGCUCUUGUUCUUACGACUGUAUUCUUUGAUUGCUGCUCGUUGUGCUUAUUUGGCAGCAUUUUGAGGCCCUCAAGAUACCAUUAUGAAUCAUGGAGAGGGGAUGUGUUGAUGACCAAGUUUCUUGUAUUUUUCAUACCAAGGAUAGAGAAACUAUCUGUUGUCGACACAGAAUUUUCACUAGAGAGAAAAAAUGUAUAUUGCCUACACAGGAUGCCUGGGUUGCAAGCUGGGAUGAGGUUGCUGCCUAGACCAAGAUGUGUUCCUGAAGGAGGCCGCCGCUGCUGCCUAGGAGAGUCCAAUUGCAAGAGCGAAGGCCUACAGGCUGCCUAG